This is a messenger RNA of Cryptococcus wingfieldii CBS 7118, 966 nucleotides long. RefSeq names its product integral membrane protein. The transcript is spliced from 7 exons. Bases 1 to 966 code for a protein of 321 amino acids. The record is from RefSeq and is a predicted model, not a curated record. Gene Ontology annotation, cellular component: membrane. Lineage: Eukaryota; Fungi; Basidiomycota; Tremellomycetes; Tremellales; Cryptococcaceae. Gene Ontology annotation, molecular function: signaling receptor activity.
AUGGUCCUCACUCGCCGCCAAGCUACUUCUUCCCCUUCGCCCUCCACUUCGCCACCUAUCAUGUCUGACACUACUUCACUUCUAGGUCAGAGCAGGACCAUAUCAUAUGAGGAAAGCCUUAGCAUACUUCCUUGGCAGACCGACAACGAUUACAUACGGCAUGGAUACCGUCGGCCGAUACCGUCUAUCCGGGGGUGUUUAUGGAGUGCUGUGAGAUAUAUCCACAACGAGACGAUCAAUAUUCACUCCCACUCCAUCGGCGUAGUAUUCUUCGCCGUCCUUCUCCCUCUUCACCUCAUUCCCUCGCAAUUCCCAACACUUCACCAUUUCCCAGUUGAUCCUCUGACACCUCCGACGCUACACGACAAAGUAGCCUUGACUGUGUAUCUGGUCUGCGCCGUAUCGUGUUUGAGUUUGAGUAGUUGGUUUCAUACGGUGUCGUGCCAUUCCGAGGACGUCUGUGAGGCGGCGCAUCGAGGCGAUUAUAUGGGAAUCGUCAUCCUGAUUGUUGGGAGUAUCACGCCAGGCAUGUAUUACGGCUUUUACGACAGCGUGGUGCUGCAGGCCGUUUACAUGACUGCUAUUGUUGGUGCCGGAAUCACCUCGGCCUACAUCGUCCUGUCCCCACAUCACCGUGCCCACCGCUGGCACCGAACCCUCACAUUCAUCGGCCUCGGUCUCUCUGCUGUCGUGCCCAUCAGUCACAUUCUCAUCGCACAUGGGUUCAAAUACGCUAGGCAGACGAUGUGUCUAGACAUGAUCCUCGCUGGCGGCGCUUGCUACAUUGGGGGAGCUUUGUUAUAUGCCGCGCGUAUACCCGAAAAGCUCUCUCCAGGGACAUUUGACUACUUUGGCUCUUCUCAUCAGAUCUUUCACUGCUUUGUUUUGGGCGGUGCUUGGUUUCAGUAUGCGGCUUUGAGGGGCAUGGUCUGGGGCAGAGGUCUGGCCUUGAGUGGAGGUGCAUGA